Molecule: messenger RNA, 774 nt
Organism: Lachancea thermotolerans CBS 6340
Lineage: Eukaryota; Fungi; Ascomycota; Saccharomycetes; Saccharomycetales; Saccharomycetaceae
Gene: ARO7
Product: chorismate mutase ARO7
Exons: 1
Coding region: 1-774 (257 amino acids)
Biological process (GO): aromatic amino acid biosynthetic process; chorismate metabolic process
Cellular component (GO): cytoplasm
Molecular function (GO): chorismate mutase activity
Source: RefSeq, a predicted model, not a curated record
AUGGAUUUUCUGAAACCGGCAACGGUUCUUGAUCUCAAGAACAUUCGUGAUGAAUUGGUGAGAAUGGAGGAUACUAUUAUCUUCAAAUUCAUUGAAAGAUCUCACUUCCCUACCUGCCCAACCGUAUACAGCAAGAACGAUCCCAAGCUCCCCAUCCGUGACUUUGACGGAAGCUUUUUGGACUGGGCUUUGAUGCACUCGGAGAUCACGCAUUCUAGAAUCAGAAGAUUUGAAUCGCCUGACCAGACGCCAUUUUUCCCAGACAGCAUCCAGGAGCCUAUCUUGCCCAGUAUUCAGUACCCCCGGGUUCUUGCUUCUUACUCUUCAGAGAUCAAUUUCAAUGACUCUAUUAAAGAUGUCUACAUCAAACAAAUCAUACCAAUGAUUUCCAAGUACGAUGGAGAAAGUUGGGAGAAUUUCGGUUCCGUUGCUACCAUUGACAUAGAAUGCCUUCAGAGUCUCAGUAGAAGAAUCCAUUUCGGCAAGUUUGUUGCAGAGGCGAAAUUCCAAGCUGAUCGCGCAGUAUACUCUAAAAUGAUCCAAGAGAAAGACAUUGAAGGCAUUUACCAAAGCAUUACCAACAGUGCAGUGGAAGAAAAAAUCUUAGAAAGACUUUGUGUCAAAGCCGAAGUGUACGGGGUUGAUCCAACAAAUAAAGAAGGUCACAGAAAAAUCACACCUGAAUAUCUAGUGAAGAUCUACAAGGAAUUGGUCAUUCCUUUGACUAAGCAAGUUGAAGUUGAUUAUUUGUUGAGAAGAUUAGAAUGUGAAUGA